UCACAGCGUGGGUGACUGCAUUUGUCGUGAUGGCAUCAAAAGAUCCUGCAUAUGAGAUCAUUAGAACCAACAAAGUUAAACUGCAGCAAUACCUCCAGGCGAAGUCUUCAGAAGUGCUUGACUAUUCCUAUCAAACAGAGAUAGUCCUGGACAGUGAAUACGCAUCCCUUAAAAGCAAGACUGACCCCAUUGUGCGAACACGGGACCUGGUUGACCUGGUGCUCGACAAGGGAGAAGAUGUGUGCAUAAGAUUCCUUAAAGCCGUGCUGGUGCCGCUGAGAUCCGAGAUCCCACCCUUGAAUCAGUGGAUCUCACAGAAUGAGCAGCAGCUCAACGUUAUGGGUGUCGAUCUGAGCAGAACUGCGGCUAAAGCCAUCCCUGGAGCAGCUUCACAUAAGCCUGGUGAUGAUUACAGAGAAUUCUUGUUGAAGCUGACGUCAUUGACACAAGACUACGAUGCACGACCUGGAGAACCUGCAGUGUUUUUGCUGGAGAGGAUGGUGAACCCAAUUCUGGUUCCCUAUUACAGCCAGCAAGAAACCAAUGAGCACGAAUUACUAGCGAGAGGAAAACAGCACGAGGAAAUGAUAGAGAGAGCACAGAGAGAAGGGAUGACUUACAAGAAGCUCUUUGAUCCCGUUGAAUCCAUUGGGGGAAAAAAACACCCCCGACUGGUUAUUGUAGUGGGGACUCCAGGCAGCGGUAAAACCAUGUUAAGCAAAUUUAUUGUGCACAGCCUGCUGUCAGGUGAGAGAGUGUUUGCACAAUGCUUUGAUCACAUUGUGCUCAUAACGUUCAGGGAGAUAAAUGAUGUUGUAGAGGUGUCACUGGCAGAGCUGUUUUCUGUGCUGCACUCAUGUUUGGGAAACAAAGCAGAUGAGGUUUUCGCAAACCAAAAGAGAACCCUUUUUGUUAUGGAUGGGUUGGACGAGUUUGGAAAGUGCCUUCACUAUGCCAAUGCUUGCACUGAUCCACGUAAGACGGCAACAGUAGAAGCUAUCAUUGCUGCCCUAGUGAAUGGAAACCUCUUACCCAAUGCCACGGUCUUGAUAACGACCAGACCCAUUGCAAUGGAGCAGCUGAGGAAAGUGAAUGUUGAUCGAGCUGUUGAAAUCAUUGGGUUUUCCAACGAAGAUAAAAUAGCAUUCUUUAACACAUUUUACCAAGAUAGGAGUCUAGCAGAAAGGGCACUCAAGCUCCUGCAGGAAAAUGAAACAGUGAAUACAUUGUCCCAGAACCCUUCAUUCUGCCAUAUAGCAGCCAUUACACUGAAGGAACAUUUACAAAAGUCUGAUCAUUCUGAGAUUAUCCUCAAAUCAAUGACCGACCUCUUCACACAAUACGUGUUUGGGCUAAUAGAACACCAUGGACGUGGCAGCCACGGAACCAAGGAAACCUUAUCAUCUCUUGCCAAUAUGGCUCUGAAGGGGGUUCAGCAAAACAUCCAGAUGUUCAGCCAAAAAGAUCUAGAAGAGUGUUUUGUUAGCUCUUCUGAACUCGGAAGUACAUUCAUCAACAAAGUGUUCACAUGCGAGGGCAUUAAACAAGGGAGUUGCUAUUCAUUUUCACACUUGACAAUGCAGGAAUUCUUUGCAGCGAUAGCCGUGCAUCUGUCACAUUCAACACGGCCAGUAAGUGACGUCAUCAAGGCUAUUGAGGACAGCAAAGAUGGGAGGUUUGAUGUGUUUCAGAGGUUUUUUUGUGGACUAGCAUCAAGCACUCCAUGGAACUUCUUUGAGGGUAUCUUGGAUCCUCCAUCUGCAGAUUCUCAAAAGGAAAUAAUCGAGUGGCUCAAUCGCAGCAUGAAGACUCAGAUGGUUGACAAACACAGGCUCAUCAGUCUCCUGCACUGUGUGCACGAGCUGCAAGACCGCAAAUCCCUCAAUGAUGCCACUCGGUCCAUGACUAAGAUAGACCUGUCAUGCACAAAGCUGUCCCUGCCAGACUGCGCUGCCCUCUCCUGGAUCUUGAUGCAGCGAGAAGAACCUGUGACGACACUCAACCUGUGGGGCUGCGGCAUCGGCACCGAGGAAAUGAAGAGACUCCAGCGUGGACUGCACAGAUGUAAAGAGCUAGUGCUGAGUGAGAACGAGAUCAGAGACAGCGGACUCCGACUUUUAGCAGACGGGAUGUUGGAGAGAGAAGGGAGUUUGGAGACGUUAGAGCUGUAUCGGUGCUUACUGAUGGACAAGUCGGGUUCCUCUCUCAGUGUCAUCCUCAAGGCCAACAAAGGUUUGAAGAAUCUCGGGCUGACUCUCAACGAUAUCGGAGACAGCGGCCUCCGACUUUUAGCGGACGGGAUAUUGGAGAGAGAAGGGAGUUUGGAGACGUUAGACCUGCGUCGCUGUCCACUGACAGACAAGUCGGGUUCCUCUCUCAGUGUCAUCCUCAACACAGGUUUGAAGAUUCUCAGGCUGAGUUACAACAAGAUCGGAGACAGCGGACUCCAGCGUAUAGCGGACGGGAUGUUUAGGAGAGAAGGGAGUUUGGAGACGUUAUUUCUGAUAGGCUGCUCACUGAAGGACAAAUCGAUCCCGGCUCUCCAUGACAUCAUAAUCACCAACAAAGCAUUGAGGGAGCUCAGGGUGGAGUGCAAUGACUUCAGUGAGGAGGGGAAGCAGGAGCUGAGGAGCAAAUGGACUCCCAGAGAAGGCCUGCGUUUGUAGAUUUAAGCGGAGAGGCGACGCUGGCGCUGCAACAGAUGGAGCUGCCCCACGCACGACUCGCACAGCAGCCCGGUGCAUUUAACCUCAAGAGCUCCUGUCACCGGCACCGACUCUGAGCCUGACUGAGACGACAAUGAGCGGGGAGCUUUCUCUCUCUGUGAACCCCACACGAAGCCAAGGGUGAACGCGGCUCCGAGAUUCUGAUGAGCGUGGUGAUUCCGAUGAUGUGUAACUGUAUUUAUGAAUGUUGUGUAGGGAAUCGAUGUUGGGGCUCGUGGAGGAGGGGUGGCAGGGGGAAUGCGGAGGGUUGCGGGGCAGGGGGUGAUUUUCAAUGGUCUGGCAGCUCACCUGUUACAUCACGUAGCUACAAACAUUUUCAUAAAUGUUGCAUUUGUCACAAUGCCAUACACACCAUACAAAUCGUACACCUAAUGUUUUGCUCAUAACUUGCCCAUUGCUUUCAUCUUCAUUCUUGUGUCAACUCACGUUAAAUAUCUUCUUUGUUAUUGUGUGAACUCACGUUCAAAUACACAUUUUUUUUAAAAUAUCACCUUCCUAUUAUUACAUUACUUAUUUUCACUUACAGCGUUUGUGACUGCAGGAUUUCAUAUUAUUUGCCGCCUGGGUAAAACUGCAUGGCCGGGAGUCGGAGCCAUUCCCUCUACACCUUCGGGUGCGACAGGCAUGUCCUCUGGCU
Petromyzon marinus (sea lamprey) is the source of this 3363-nucleotide messenger RNA. The record is from RefSeq and is a predicted model, not a curated record. NCBI's taxonomy places the organism in Eukaryota, Metazoa, Chordata, Hyperoartia, Petromyzontiformes, Petromyzontidae.